GCUUUUCAUGCGAAUAAUGCCAUUUCUAAAGAUGACACAACGCCUAUUGUAGUAGUAAUUCCUGGCUUAACAAGUGAUUCUACUUCUGCUGUUAUUGAAAGAGGGGGACAUUGAUCAGGAUCAACAGAAGAGCCAAAUCCAAACCAUAUUAGACAGGAUCAUUUCUUAUGUCUUCUAUGAGUGGGAAAUAUGGGACCAUUCCUUUGCAAACAGUCAGAAAAAUUGAGAGAUAACUGAAAGGGUGCCAAAGAUACUGCUGAGAAUUUGAAAGCCUGUUGAGAAAUCCAAGGAAAGGAAGACCACUUUGAGGAAAGCCAAAAUUACAAAUGAAAAAAGUACAAACAAGAAUCAGAAAGAUCUACAUGGAGCCUGGUUCUUUCCCAAAGUACAGAGGUUGAGAUCAGUUCUUUCACAAGUUCAAGGACGACAUAUUGGCAUUGAUUCAGAGGCUGAGGGAAGGGGCUUGAUUGACCUUUCCAGAGGAGGUCUUCACCAAAGUUUUCAAAGGCGUUUGUGAGGCGCGCCUUGAGGCGCGCACUGAGGCGAGGCGCGGCGAAAACGCCCUGAGGCGUUAAAAAUAAAACGAAAUGCUUGAAAGGCGUACGCUUUUCCGGUGAGGCGUGAUUGAGGCGCGCUUUGAUCGCGCCUUUCACGCUCCAAGAAGAAGGCGUACGCUUCGUCGGAUUUGACGUGGCAAUGAACAGAGAGUUAAAAAAAGCCCUAAGUAAGCCCUAAAACCCGACUCUCGACUGAAAACAAGCCCAAAACGAAACCCUACCUCCAACGACUCAAGCGGCGACGGAGUGCUCACCCCUCGGCGGCGACCAAUCGCAGUGCGUCUUCUCCGGCAGCCGGCGGCGAUCACUCUCGUACAUCUCCAGAAUGAGUUCCUCCGAUUCGAAAAAUUCAAGAAAAGAUUUUGUGUGGAAGUAUGUCAUUGAAGUUUCUGGAGAGCAAUACUUAAGAUGUAAAUUUUGCAAUCAAAGAUGUACGGGAGGGGUGAAUAGAUUAAAACAUCACUUAGCCGGAACUCAUCAUGGUAUGAAACCAUGCAGCAAAGUUAGUGAAGAUGCUAGAUUGGAAUGCAAAGAGGCAUUGGCCAAUUUUAAGGAUCAAAAAACAAAGAGAAAUGAAUUGCUCCAAGAAAUUGGUAUGGGUCCAACUUCAAUGCAUGAGAGUGCCUUGUCUAAAACAAUAGGGACAUUAGGGAGUGGGAGUGGGAGUGGGAGUGUAAGUGGGAGUGGGGAACCUAUUCCUAGGGGACCCAUGGAUAAAUUUACCACUUCACAACCUAGACAAAGUACUUUGAAUUCAAAGUGGAAGCAAGAAGAAAGGAAGGAAGUGUGUAGAAAAAUUGGUAGAUUUAUAUAUUCAAAAGGUCUCCCAUUCAACACUGUGAAUGAUCCUUAUUGGUUUCCUAUGAUAGAUGCUGUUGCAAACUUUGGGCUCGGGUUUAAGCCUCCAUCUAUGCACGAAUUGAGGACAUGGAUUCUUAAAGAAGAGGUGAAUGACCUAAGUAUCAUUAUGGAAGAUCACAAAAAAGCUUGGAAACAAUAUGGAUGUUCAAUUAUGUCAGAUGGUUGGACAGAUGGAAAAAGUAGGUGUCUUAUCAAUUUUUUGGUGAAUAGUCCUGCUGGCACUUGGUUUAUGAAAUCAAUUGAUGCUUCUGAUACAAUAAAAAAUGGGGAAUUGAUGUUCAAAUAUCUUGAUGAGGUGGUUGAAGAAAUUGGAGAGGAGAAUGUUGUGCAAGUCAUCACUGAUAAUGCCUCUAAUUAUGUGAAUGCUGGAAUGAGGCUUAUGGAAAAAAGGAGUAGAUUGUGGUGGACUCCUUGUGCUGCUCAUUGCAUUGAUUUGAUGUUGGAGGAUAUUGGAAAGCUAAAUGUUCAUGCUACUACACUUUCUCGAGCUAGGCAAGUUGUGAAGUUUAUAUAUGGGCAUACUUGGGUUCUUAGCUUGAUGAGAACAUUUACAAAAAAUCAUGAACUUAUUCGUCCAGCAAUUACACGGUUUGCUACUGCAUUUCUUACUCUCCAAAGUAUUUAUAAGCAAAAGCAAGCUCUUAUAGCAAUGUUCUCCUCAGAAAAAUGGUGUUCAAGCACAUGGGCUAAAAAGGUAGAAGGUGUGAAAACUCGAAGUACAGUGUUGUUUGAUCCAAAUUUUUGGCCUCAUGUUGCUUUUUGCAUAAAGACCACUGUUCCAUUAGUUAGUGUCUUGAGAGAGGUUGAUUCAGAGGAAAGACCAGCCAUGGGUUAUAUUUAUGAGUUGAUGGAUUCAGCUAAGGAGAAGAUUGCAUUUAAUUGUGGGGGCAUGGAGAGAAAAUAUGGCCCAAUUUGGAGAAAAAUUGAUGCAAGAUGGACUCCGCAACUUCAUCGACCUUUACAUGCAGCAGGCUAUUAUCUUAAUCCUCAAUUGCGGUAUGGAGAUAAGUUCUCUAAUGUUGAUGAGGUGAGGAAGGGAUUAUUUGAAUGCAUGGAUAGGAUGUUGGAUUAUCAAGAACGUUUAAAAGCUGACAUUCAGUUGGACUCAUAUGACCAAGCAAUGGGUGAAUUUGGGAGUCGUAUUGCAAUUGAUUCUCGAACAUUAAGAAGUCCUACAAGUUGGUGGAUGCGUUUUGGGGGUUCAACACCGGAUUUGCAAAAGUUUGCUAUUCGAGUCCUUAGCCUUACUUGUAGUGCUUCGGGAUGUGAAAGAAAUUGGAGCACAUUUGAAUCGAUCCAUACAAAAAAAAGAAAUAGACUUGAACAUCAAAGGUUGAAUGCUCUAGUGUAUGUAAGGUACAACACUAGAUUGAGAGAGCGAAGUCUACAAAGGAAACAAAAUGUUGAUCCAAUCUUGGUAGAGGAGAUUGAUUCUGAUGAUGAAUGGAUUGCGGAGAAAGAAGAUCCCCUCCUCCCCCUUGAUCUUUGUUGGCUUCAAGAUAAUGAAUUAUUCAAUGUUGAUGCCAUUAGAGUUGUGUCAUCCAACUCCCAAGAGACGCAAGCAUCAUCGGAUCAUAUGGUUUCUUCACAUUCCUACAAAAGGAAACAUAAUGAAGUACCAAGUACAAGUGGAGGCAAAGGCAAAGAGAAGGAAUUGAAUUUGACACCAAUUGAUGAAGAUGAAGAUUUAGAUGAAAUGGGGAUACAUGAUAGUGGACAUUUUCCUACUAUUGAUACAUUGGAUGAGGAUGAUGAUGACCUUGGAGAGGAGGAUUUAAGUUGAAACAAUUUACUCUAGUUGUUAUUUCAUGACUUAGUUAUGGAUUUUUUGUAAAAGUUUAGAACUAUUAUUAUGGUUGACUCUAUUUUCUAUUUCAUGACUUAGUUUUGGCUUUUUGUUAAAGUUUGAAACUAUUAGUAUAGUUGAAUCUAUAAUCUAUUUUAUGAA
Molecule: messenger RNA, 3366 nt
Organism: Vitis vinifera (wine grape)
Lineage: Eukaryota; Viridiplantae; Streptophyta; Magnoliopsida; Vitales; Vitaceae
Product: embryogenesis-associated protein EMB8
Exons: 5
Coding region: 883-3201 (772 amino acids)
Molecular function (GO): short-chain carboxylesterase activity; protein dimerization activity; monoacylglycerol lipase activity
Source: RefSeq, a predicted model, not a curated record